AUGGGGGAGGGGGAAGACUCCAAGCUCCUUCCCGAUGAGAGCUGGAACGCGACCGGCAUUGGCUACAACAGCUCCGCUGUCUGGGACGUGAGCAAUUCCUCCGACGAGACGCUUGAAGAUGUGAAUGUCACAGACAGGAUGGAGCAGAAUGCGUCAGAGGUCCCGCAGAACAGCCAUGGUCUGUUUCCUGCAGCUCGGCAGGAUGAUGUUUUCUCAGCUGAGAAUGUGUCCAUCAAUGACAGCGACGCCUGGAACGACACUGACCUUGGCAACAGCUCCUUCAUCUGGGAAGCACACGGCGACCCCGAGCAUGGCUACUUCUUGGAGAACGAGUCGGCAGACGACGGGAACGCCUCAGACAGGAUGGAGGAGAAUGCAUCACAAGUGCAGGGGUACAGUAAUGGCUCCGUCAGUCUUCCCGACAAACUUCUGUUUGGAGGCAACGAGUCCGCGAACGAUAGUGACGAUUGGAACGUCACCGAACUUCCCUACAACGGCUCUCUACACUGGGAAGCAAGCAACGCUUCUGAACAUCGAGAAGACCCAGCGGAAUCCAUCGAGCUUGAUGGAAAUCUAUCAGACAGGACUGAUGAGAACGCGUCAGAGGUGUCAGGGAGCAGCAACGGCCCUUUGACACCCUCUGAAGACAUGCGCUUGGCGGGGAAUGCCUCUGUGAACAACAGUGAUGGCUGGAACGAGACCGACCUUCCGCACAACAGCUCCGACAUUUGGGAAGCCAGCAAUUCCUCGGAGGAUCUUUGGGAAGACGCCAAUGAGUCGGUCGAGCUGGAUGGCAACUUCUCAGAUUGGCAACAGCACUUGGAUGCGUCCUGCUCCUUGGCAUGCAUUCCGGCUGAAGAGGACAUCUUCUUUGCCGGGAACAAGUCGGCCAACGAUAGCGACGGCUGGAACGAGACCGACCUUCCGCACAACAGCUCCGACAUUUGGGAAGCCAGCAAUUCCUCGGAGGAUCUUUGGGAAGACGCCAAUGAGUCGGUCGAGCUGGAUGGCAACUUCUCAGAUUGGAUUGCAAGUACAACAGAGGUGCCGAACAACAGCUUCAGCAACGGCACUUGGAUGCGUCCUGAAGAGGGCAUCUUCUUCGCUGGGAACAAGUCGGCCAACGAUAGCGACGGCUGGAACGAGACCGACCUUCCGCACAACAGCUCCGACAUGUGGGAAGCCAGCAAUUCCUCGGAGGAUCUUUGGGAAGACGCCAAUGAGUCGGUCGAGCUGGAUGGGAACAUCUCGGAUUGGAUUGCAAAUACGACAGAGGCGCCGAACAACAGCUUCAGCAACGGUACUUGGAUGCGUCCUGAAGAGGACAACCUCUUUGCUGGGAACAAGUCGGCCAACGAUAGCGACGGCUGGAACGAGACCGACCUUCCGCGCAACAGCUCCGACAUGUGGGAAGCCAGCAAUUCCUCGGAGGAUCUUUGGGACGAUGCCAAUGAGUCGGUCGAGCUAGAUGGGAACAUCUCGGAUUGGAGCCUCACCUGA
Symbiodinium natans is the source of this 1500-nucleotide messenger RNA. NCBI's taxonomy places the organism in Eukaryota, Dinophyceae, Suessiales, Symbiodiniaceae. The record is from the annotation of a GenBank genome assembly.